CGGAGUGAAGCUGCAGCCGCGAUGGCCACUACCGUGACCUGCACCCGCUUCACCGACGAGUAUCAGCUUUACGAGGAAAUUGGCAAGGGGGCUUUUUCCGUGGUGCGACGCUGUGUCAAACUUUGCACUGGACAUGAAUACGCAGCCAAGAUUAUCAACACCAAGAAGCUCUCAGCAAGAGAUCACCAGAAGUUAGAGCGAGAAGCUCGCAUCUGCCGUCUCCUGAAGCAUUCCAACAUUGUUCGCCUCCAUGACAGCAUAUCCGAGGAAGGUUUCCAUUACCUUGUCUUUGAUCUGGUCACGGGCGGUGAGCUCUUUGAAGACAUUGUUGCCAGAGAAUACUACAGUGAAGCUGAUGCAAGUCAUUGCAUCCAGCAGAUCCUGGAGGCUGUUCUCCAUUGCCACCAAAUGGGGGUCGUCCACAGAGACCUCAAGCCGGAGAACCUGCUUCUGGCCAGCAAAUGCAAAGGAGCAGCGGUGAAAUUGGCAGAUUUUGGCUUGGCAAUUGAGGUUCAAGGAGACCAGCAGGCCUGGUUUGGCUUUGCAGGUACUCCUGGCUACCUUUCUCCAGAGGUUCUACGCAAAGAAGCUUAUGGGAAACCUGUGGAUAUCUGGGCAUGUGGUGUUAUUCUUUACAUCUUACUCGUGGGGUAUCCUCCUUUUUGGGAUGAGGAUCAGCACAAGCUGUACCAACAGAUUAAGGCUGGUGCCUACGAUUUCCCUUCCCCUGAAUGGGACACAGUCACUCCUGAAGCAAAAAACCUCAUUAAUCAGAUGUUAACUAUCAACCCUGCAAAGAGAAUCACAGCACAUGAAGCUCUGAAACAUCCAUGGGUCUGCCAACGUUCGACAGUGGCCUCAAUGAUGCACAGGCAGGAGACUGUAGAAUGUCUGAAAAAGUUCAAUGCAAGAAGGAAGCUGAAGGGUGCCAUUCUUACCACUAUGUUGGCAACAAGAAACUUUUCAGUGGGCAGACAGACCACCGCUCCCGCCACCAUGUCUGCAGCAGCAGCAGCCUCCGGUGCCACCAUUGGGUUGGUGGAGCAAGCAGCUAAAAGUUUACUGAACAAGAAAGCAGACGGUGUGAAGCCUCAGACAAACAGCACCAAAGGCAGCACCGGAGUUACCAGCCCAAAAGGAACCCUUCCUCCAGCCGCUCUGGAACCUCAAACCACCGUUAUCCAUAACCCAGUGGACAGCAUUAAGGAAUCAUCGGACAGCACAAACACCACCAUAGAGGAUGAAGAUACGAAAGUUAAAAGCACUGAUAAUGAGCUUGUAAAAAGUCACGUGAAUUCAGGAUCUGCCCCUGAACUUCCUUCCAGCCUGCAGACAUCUGUCAUCUCAUCUGCUGCUGCUGCAAUCACGGCUGCUUCCUCCAAGCUCUCUGAUGUAUUAGGCCUGGUGAAAAAAGGAUCAGGUACCCUUGUGGCUGAAGACCCAACACAUUCUUCACCCUGCAUAUUACCAGCUAUUGCAAGCCCCCUCCCUCCCCAGUCUGCUAAACAAUCUGAUGUCUUAGGCAUGGUGAAAAGGGGUUCUGGACCCCCAGAUGCUGAAGACCCAAAGCCUUCCAUUACCCUGCCUAAUCCAUCCAUGGGUGUUGCUAAUCCUCUUCCUCUCCAGUCUGCCAAACUCUGUGAUGUGUUAGGCAUGGUGAAAAGGGGCUCUGCGCCCCCCGAAAGUGAAGAGCCAAAGACCCCCAGCCCCCUUUCUGGACCACCUUCUAUUGUCACCAAUCCUCUGUCUCCCUUGUCCUCCAAGUUGUCUGAUGUCCUAAGCAUGGUGAAAAGGGGCUCUGGAGCCCUAGAAGCUGAGGGGCCACAGCCUGCUGCCACCCAGUUUUUCCCAUUUCUACCCAUUCCUAGUCCUCUUCCUUCAGAUCCCCGCAAACAGGAAAUAAUCAAGAUAACAGAGCAGCUGAUAGAGGCUGUGAACAAUGGCGAUUUUGAGGCCUAUGCGAAAAUAUGUGAUCCAGGCCUAACUUCGUUUGAGCCCGAAGCACUGGGCAAUCUUGUUGAAGGGAUGGACUUCCACAGAUUUUACUUUGAAAACUUGUUAUCUAAGAACAACAAGCCCAUUCACACAACCAUCCUGAACCCUCAUGUGCAUGUCAUUGGGGAAGAUGCUGCCUGCAUUGCCUAUAUCCGCCUGACACAGUACAUUGAUGGGCAGGGCCGUCCUCGUACUUGCCAGUCUGAAGAGACCCGUGUCUGGCACCGCCGAGAUGGCAAAUGGCAGAAUGUCCACUUCCACUGCUCGGGAGCUCCGGUGGCCCCACUCCAGUGAAGAAUUCAUGCUGGCUGUUCUGAUUUCAUCCCAAAGGAGAUGGUGAUUUCAGCUGAGCCACUAGCCGGGAGCAGCAGUGACAAGCACGCGCCCGCAUGCUCGUGUCCCCCCGUUCCCUCUCCUUCCCCUCUUUCAUUUCCAGUGCCUGUGUUUGCAAAGAGAGAGAGCGAGAGAGACAGAGAGAGACAGAGAAACACCUAAGAAAAACAAGAAUCCAAGUAGACUCAAUUGUUUUAAAAAAGAAGAAGAAGAAGAAGAAGCAAACCCAGCCAAACCCAUCCAGCUGUCUGACUUGCAGCCCGACUAUAAUGCACUCACCAUCCCUAUCAAUUCCAUUUUUCUUUUUUUCCUUUUGGUGUGCAGCUGUUCAGGUGACCAGAUGUUGCAGUGAAAAAUGUCUCAACUUCAAAAAAACAAAACAAAAAACAGAUCCCAUCUCCUCCCUGUAUCCAUCCCAGUGUUGAACAGUGUUCAUUUGUUUAGUGAAUACACACUUACACACACACACACACACACACACACACAAACAUUUAAUUUACCAGAUCUUGGUUCAGCGGGCUUCAGAUGCAGUGGACAAAAUAUGUCUGUGCACUUUUUUGCAUCUGCUCCUUGGCUGUUUUGACACAUGUGUAAAAUAUACAUUUGCCAUUUUACACAUGUAUUUAAAAAACAUUGCAUUUUGCAAUUUUUUUAGAUGUGGUGAACAUCCCUUCCCCCAUGAGUUUGUUAAAUCCAGGAUCUAUUGUAAAUAUAUAUACAUAUAACGCGUGUGUGUUUGUGUGCAUGUGUGCAUGCACAAACACAUACACAUAGCCAAACACAGAGCCCCCUUUUAUAGUAUUUGCAUUCUCUGCCAAAAGUUCGGGCCUUUUCCCUCUGGUUAUUGUGUUCGCGCUUGGAAGUUUGUGAUCAGUGCUACCAUUUUGUUUUGAAGAAGACCCCGCCCCUCCAAGCCCCUUCAUUUCCUUUCUUCUCUAGCUGUAGUUGUGGGUUAUGAUGAUGCUAAUUAUUCAACCUCUUCAUUUGUUUGUUUCCUUUGAAUAGAGGGAGGGGGAUCCUAUUGGUGGAGGGGUUUUGCUUUUUGGGCUCCUCCCAGGCUAACACCACUGCCAAUGAUUUUCUGGUAGGCUCAUGACUGCAUCCAUUCUGAUAGGUCUGUAGAUGACGCAUAGCACCGCCUUGGAGUUACAUAUAGGCCUCACUGCAGACUUUUGGAUACCUGCGUUCUCGUAGCACUUAACAUUCUACUAGCAUCUUGAUCCUGAUCUCUCAACAAGGGCUACUAACACUGGAGUUGUACUUGUGUCCCUACUGUAGUUUAUUAUGAAGGUGGGGAUUGCCCUUGCUUAGUGGGAUUGGCUGGAACGUUGUAAUGUUGCUUCAAGGAGCUAGCGAGAAAAGAGUCAAUAGUGUUAAAUCUCAGCCUUAUCUAGUGCUGGGAAGCUAACUAUCUGUCCAGCAGAACGAGGAAGAGAUGCUUUCUUACACUCUGUAAAUGCUCAGCCCCCCCCCCCUUUUCUCAUCCCUCUUUACCUGUGUUGACGUAAAAGGAAUAGAAAGUGACUAUUUUGGGGAGGGGGUGCUUGAAGUUCUUAACAGCCUAGAAGAAAAAAAGCUGGUCAACAUAAAGUUGCAUAGGCCAUUCAUUCACCUCCAUUCUC
Molecule: messenger RNA, 3950 nt
Organism: Notechis scutatus (mainland tiger snake)
Lineage: Eukaryota; Metazoa; Chordata; Lepidosauria; Squamata; Elapidae
Gene: CAMK2B
Product: calcium/calmodulin dependent protein kinase II beta
Biological process (GO): protein phosphorylation
Molecular function (GO): ATP binding; calmodulin binding; calcium/calmodulin-dependent protein kinase activity
Source: RefSeq, a predicted model, not a curated record